Molecule: messenger RNA, 2322 nt
Organism: Loa loa (African eye worm)
Lineage: Eukaryota; Metazoa; Nematoda; Chromadorea; Rhabditida; Onchocercidae
Exons: 18
Coding region: 1-2322 (773 amino acids)
Biological process (GO): glycerophospholipid catabolic process
Molecular function (GO): starch binding; glycerophosphocholine phosphodiesterase activity
Source: RefSeq, a predicted model, not a curated record
AUGUCACCUUUCGGUAUCGAAAAUUUCUUUCAUGAGAGAAGUCAAGCGCUUGCUGCUCAAAUGUCACUCGCGCCACGCAUAAUGCUUCAUUUUUCGGUGGAAGUUGAAGCAGUACGGUCGUGGGAGUAUGUAUUUGUAACAGGUUCAGCGCCGGCUUUGGGUGGAUGGAUGCCAUCCGAUGCGUUCCCUCUACUCCCGAGUCAGGACUCUGCUAGACAGCGUUGGGAAGGUGUAGUGGAAGUUGGAUCGGAUCCAGUGAAAUUCCGCUAUUUCAUUGGAUAUUAUUUGCACAGUGGCAAAGAAGAAGAGAAAAAUGAAUUGGUCGUUAGUAAAUGGGAAUCAUUUUUGAAUCCCAGGUCUGUUCUACCAGCUGUUGAAUCGAUCUCGGGUGUGUGCCAUUUGCAUGUUACCGACAAAUUUGGCUGGAGUUCUGGCAAAAGUCUCGUGAGCGAAGCGUCACUUUUGGGAAAGAAUCAGAACGAAAUUUUACUUCGCUUUCACGGAAAUCCAUUCAAAUUCUACAAGAAACGUUAUGCGGAACGUUCUUAUUGCAUCAAAGUGACACCGUUUGAUCUGAGACAUAGAGAGAUGUUCAGUUACGAAUUGAACGAACGUACUGCUUGGCGAGCGUGGUCAUGCGUCGCUGGCAGCGUGGAUGACGAUGAUAAUGAAGAGGGUCAGGAUGUCGUGCAACCGGUAGUACCGUCAUAUUCAGUGGCACAUAUUGCUAUUUUAUCAUCGGAUGAUCCACACUACCGCGAACAAUCGCCUUCCGGUGAUCGCUUUAAAGUGGGCAGUGAUUAUUUUAUAUUCCGGACACGAUCGGUGGCGGUGGAGUUUCUUGGUUUCCGGAUAGAAUUAUUUGCCUAUGACGAAGAACAUGGACCGUCUACAGAGCGUUUUGCAAUUGCGUAUGCACUGCCUUCAUCAUUCAGCGGUACAUUCGGCGUUGCUGGUGAACCGCUUUUGGUGAAAAAUCGCCCAGUUGGACAAAUUAAUGUGGAGUAUUUAUUCAUUCGACCACUUCUGACGUCAUGUUCAGUACAGAAAAUGAAUAUUUCCUAUGCUAAACACUGGAAGAAGCGGCAGCCUCUUGAAGUUGGUCACAGGGGUAUGGGCAAUUCGUACACGAAAAUGAAUGCAGGUCGUGAGAAUACAAUACACUCGCUCAAUACUGCUGCAAAACGUGGUGCUGAUUAUGUUGAAUUCGAUGUUCAACUUUCAAAAGAUAAAAUCGCCGUUAUAUUUCAUGAUUUCCACGUCUUGGUUACCGUAGCAAAGCGUCGAACCCCUCGCUUGGAAGCGCAACCUGCUGAAGCAGCUAAUGAUUACCAUGAAAUCGCUGUGAAAGAUCUAAAAUUGAAACAGCUUCAGUUACUUCGUCUGGAGCAUUAUAAAGCGAAUCAGACUCAGACGAGGCAGAAUUACACAAAGUUAAGUGCCGAAGCAGAUGAGCAAGAUGAACGUCUGCCAUUCCCGACACUGCUGGAUGCAUUACAUCAAGUUGAUUCAUCUGUUGGUUUCAACAUUGAAAUAAAGUAUCCAAUGAUGCAAAAGAAUGGAUUACAUGAAUGUGAAAAUUAUUUCGAGCGCAAUGAUUACAUUGAUAUCGUCCUCAGUGAUGUAUUGAGCAAUGCUGGUGAUCGUCGAAUUGUGUUCUCUUCAUUCGAUCCUGAUUGCUGUGCCCUAUUAGCGGCAAAGCAACAUUUGUAUCCAGUACUGUUUCUUUGCGUUGGUGUCACAACGCGUUAUGAACCGUUUGUUGACUUGCGUUCAUCAACUUCUAAUGCUGCACUUAAUUUCGCUGCUUGUAUUGAUAUCCUGGGUGUAAAUUUUCAUACUGAAGACUUGUUAAGAGAUCCGUCACCUAUACAGCGUGCUCGAAAAUUUGGUUUAAUUUCAUUCGUUUGGGGUGAUGAUCUUGAUAAUAAAGAAAAUAUCGACUACUUCAAAAAAGUGCUUCGUGUCGACGGUCUCAUUUAUGAUAGGAUAGGUGAAAUUGAGGCACGUCGAAAUGUUUUUUUGGUGGAGCGUGAAGCAAAAGCAUCACUAUUUCGGCAGAGCAUUUCGCCAAUCGCAUCUCGUACCGUUUCACUUGAUGACGGACCACCGUCGCCGGCUGUAUCGGAAAAUUCGCAUUCCUCAGGGUCUACUGUUUCAUCGAACAAUUCGUUUUAUUUGCAUCGCCCACAAACUUCUCUUUCUUCGAGAAAAGUGUCAGUCACAUUGGAAGAUUUGCAAGUGAACAAGAGUGGUAAUGUGAUACGUGACGAAAGUCUUUUUACAUCAAAUAAUUGUCUGCAUUCUACACCAUAUUCUUAG